Molecule: messenger RNA, 1451 nt
Organism: Haliotis rufescens (red abalone)
Lineage: Eukaryota; Metazoa; Mollusca; Gastropoda; Lepetellida; Haliotidae
Product: serine/threonine-protein phosphatase 6 regulatory ankyrin repeat subunit C-like
Exons: 5
Coding region: 558-1310 (250 amino acids)
Cellular component (GO): nucleus; cytoplasm
Molecular function (GO): protein binding
Source: RefSeq, a predicted model, not a curated record
GAAGACUAUUUUGGGAAUAGUAUCAGCGGACAUGUUCUAGAUGUAGUUAACAGCAUGAAAGCUGGUAUUCAUAACACAAAGACACAACUUCGCUCAGUGGCAUGACAGUUCAGACAUGUUGAAAGGGAAGGAGACACUUGCAAAGCGAGUCUUGAAAAUUACGUUGCCAGCAGACCAAAGACAUCCAUAGUUUACAACUGCAGCUGAAUGAGACGGCUGCUGUUCUUCGUGAUGCAAAGAUAAUGCUGCUCUAAAGGAAGGGGGCGGUCGGGUAGCCUAGUGGCUAAAGCUUUUUGCUCGUCACGCCAAAGACCCCAGUUUGAUUCCCGACAUGGAUACAAUGUGUGAAGGCCAUUUCUGGUAUCCCCCGCUGUGAUAUUGCUGGAAUAUUGCUAAAAGCGGCAUAAAACCAUACUCACUCACUCUUAGGGAGGAUUUGAUGACACCGAAUACAAGCUGUGUGAUGAGAGUAGAGACAGAAGUAGGAAAUGCAGCUAAGUUAGGUACUGACAUUCUGAGUUUGAACAUUUUACUAAAUAAGACGAUUGAGGAUUUACAUGCUUCAAAGUAAAAGAAUCACUGGUCUUACAGAGGACAUGAUGACACUGAAUACCAGCUGUGUAGUGAGAGAAGAUAUAAAAGAGAGCGACGUUAUUGAAACGUCGCUGGCUACAUCUUCAUUCUCGCAGGUGUCAUUGACAAUCGCCUUCUCCGUUUCCUGGUGCUGCAGCCUCGUGUGCUGCGAAACGACGCGAGAUGGCUCAACGUCUCCCAGUGACUACACAGAAGCCUCGAGCGACCCGAGUCGAGGAGAAAGGGCCGAACAGAUGACGACAGUGACGACCCAUGCCUGGAGCGACCCGAGUCGGACCACGAGGACACCAGUGACGACCACAAAAAAGCCUGCUACACAGGCGACUCCAUCACCAGCAGACUGCAGGGACCUCUACUCGGCCAGCUAUGACGGGAACCUGGAGGAGGUGAAGCGGCUCCUGUCUCAGGGCGUGGACGUCAACUGUAGGUGGAGGAGCGGGACACCGGUGAUGUGGGCAGCAUACAGGGGACACAGAGACGUGGUGGAGCUCCUGGUGAGUGAAGGGGCCGAUGUGUCACUGGUGGACAGGAACGGUCACAACACCCUUCACUACGCCUGUGUGGGAGGACACUUGGAGACGGUGAAGUUUGUGCUGUCUCUGCACGUGGUGGACAUCGACGCCAGGAACAACUACGGGGAGACGGCGGCCGACCUGGCGAGACGCAGGGGACAUACGCGAGUGUUGGAUCUCCUCGUGUCCCGCGGCGCUCAGUGACGUCAGUGUCGUGUUUGUGUAGACGGUGGGGGAGACCUGACAGUGACGUGGUGUCCCGUUCACGUCGUCGUGUGUACAUAUGUCUUUAUUUACGUGAAACUGUUUGUUGUUUUUGGAGAUGAAUAAAACUUGUAAAAACUU